Molecule: messenger RNA, 948 nt
Organism: Macrosiphum euphorbiae (potato aphid)
Lineage: Eukaryota; Metazoa; Arthropoda; Insecta; Hemiptera; Aphididae
Source: the annotation of a GenBank genome assembly
AUGGCCACUAGAAUACCCCAAGGUUUUCGUUACUCAAAGGAACUUAAACAAUUAGCUCUCACAAUUUAUUUUUUCGGACCUCGUGCUUAUCAGUUUUUAAAAAAUAUUUUGCAAUUGCCGAGCACAAGAACAUUGCGUAGGGUUACUGAAAAAAUUGAUAUAGUACCUGGGUUAAAUUAUGUUAUCUUUGAAUCAUUUAAUUUUAAAUUAAAUAAUUUUAAAGAUGAUGCAAAAUAUUGUGUUCUGUACAUCAAGGAAAUGGCGAUUAAAACUAUUCUUUUUUAUAAUUUGUCUAAAGAUUAUAUUGUAAGGUUUAAUAGUUCUUUUGACCAGAAGACAUAUGAACCUGCAAACUAUGUCUUAUGUUUUAUGUUAAGGGGCCUAAACUAUAAUUGGAAACAACCAGUUGCUUAUUAUUUUAUCAAAAAUAGUUGCACUGGUCUUCAAUUGCAAAAUACAAUAUUUGCUGUAAUUUCUAAAAUACAAAGUAUUUCAUUAAAUAUAAGGGUUUUAAAAACUGAUCAAGGAUCAAAUUUUAUUGAAUUUGCAAAAAAAAUGAAUGUUUCACCUCAACGUCCCUAUUUUUUUGUCAAUAAAAAAAAAAUAUUUUAUGUUUUUAAUGUUCCUCACUUGUUAAAAUCAACUAGGAAUAACUUUUUUAAAUAUCAUUUAACAUUUGCUAAUGGAAUCACAGAAAAAAAACAUUUCGUUAAUUUUUAUAAAUCUGAUCAAGGCCUUAAUCGCCUUGCACCCAAAUUAACAGAUGCACAUAUAAAUCCUGGUCCCUUUCAAAAAAUGAAAGUGCGGUAUGCUAGUCAAAUUUUUAGUGCAACCGUAGCAGCCGGUAUGCGCACUUGUAUUGAAGGCGGUAUAUUGUCACCUACUGCUGAAACUACUGUCAUGUUUAUAGAUUAUAUGGACAAAUUAUUUCGAGUUAAAAAUUCAUAA